UUCUGUGGAUUUGGCAACAUCCGGGUGAACGGUACUGUGUCUUUAAGAUUGCGUGUGUGUGUGUGUGUGUGUGUGUGUGUGUGUGUGUGUUGUCCAGUUAAAGCAGGAUAAUCCUGAGUUCAGCGCUCCCACACACACUGCAGGAAAUGUACCUGGAAUCGAGGAGAAUGAGCUGAGCGCGUGCUGAAUCCGGUCCAGUUAAUAAGACAAAAAAACACACAAAGUGUGAAGUCCUCUGUCCUGAAGAUGUGGAAAAGUUCCAGCUUCACCUCUGACUGAUACACAGCGCUGACACUGGAGACUCCUUCCACACGUUUUGUGUCAGUUUAAGUGUCAGUGGAGCGUCUGCAAUACGAUUCCCUGUGCUGUUACUAUAGAAACAAUGCCGUAUCUGAACAAACAUUAGCAUUAACAUAGACCUGUGACCUGCUGCUGCUGCUGUACUACUGACCAGACCUUCUGACCAGAAUCCAGAACUCAUCAGCCCUGUGGGAUAAAUAUAUAAAUCAAUCUGUCCUGCCGAUUCCUCGUGAAUAAUUCAGCAGUGUUCUAUACCACCAGCCGGAUGCUCUGAGAGUGUGUGUGUGUGUGAGUGUGUGUGUGUGUGUUAUGCUGCUAGUCGUGACUAGUGCUUCAGAGUCGCAUCGGAGUCACAUGGAGGUCGACGCUGAGCCUCGCAUCCCGUCGUGACUCAGCCAGAGCGAGCGAGUCGACUCAUCGGUGCGUCACAAGACACAGGAAUGAAGCGAGAAACAGAAGGGUCGAGAAGAUGGAGGAUGAUUUAUGGAUGAUGAUUUUUGGAAAGAUGCGGCGUUGCCAUGGGAACAGCUGUGGCUUUAAGACUCUGUGGCGUGUUUUGGAGUGGAGGAUGUUCUCUGAGGUUUACUGCGAAACCAGGACGUGUCUCAUGGGAGAUGAAUUUGGAGCGCACAGUUUAUUUUUUGCUGCAUCGAACGAAUCGAGCGUCUCAGAUUACCUUCAGCACCAGAGCGAAGCUGGAGGCUUGAGCUGGACCACAGGCUGAAAUAUUAUUCAUAUCUUUUCAUCGUGAUGUUUAAAACUUUCAACUCCACCUGGAUUCUGAUUCUGUAGAUUGCAGACAUGCAGUCAGAUGAGGGGACGGAGUGGCUCGUGGAGCUGCUCACAGACGUGCAGCUGCAGCAGUAUUUCCUGCGAAUCCGAGACGAGCUUAACGUCACGCGGCUGUCUCACUUCGAUUACGUGAAGACCGAAGACCUGGAGAAGAUCGGCAUGGGGCGACCAGGUCAGCGCCGUCUGUGGGAAGCAGUGAAGAGACGCAGAGCGAUGUGUAAACGCAAGUCGUGGAUGAAGGUGUUCUCAGGAAAGAGACCGGACUCUGAGGCUCAGACAGGAGUGCCGUUCCGGGAUUCGUCUCCCUGCAACGUUCCGGCCGAAGCUCCCGGUGAGUCCCAGCCUGCAGCUCUGACCUGUCUGAUCAGCGACCGGGAUCUGACGUUGCUGGAGAAACUCGGAGACGGAUCGUUCGGCGUGGUGAAGAGGGGGGAGUGGCAGGCUCCAUCUGGACGAGUGCUGAAUGUUGCUGUGAAGUGCCUGAAGACAGAUUUGUUGGAUCAGACGGAAGGUCUGGAUGAUUUCAUCCGGGAAGUGAAUGCCAUGCACUCUCUGGAUCAUCAGAACCUCAUCCGUCUGUAUGGAGUUGUCCUCACACACCCCAUGAAGAUGGUGACGGAGCUGGCUCCUCUGGGUUCUCUUUUGGACCGGUUGAGAAAGCGUCAGGGUCACAUUCUGAUCUCGGUGCUGUGCCGCUACACCGUGCAGAUCGCGUGUGGAAUGGCGUACCUCGAGUCCCGUCGCUUCAUCCACCGAGACCUGGCUGCUCGAAACAUCCUGCUGGCCUCCAACGACCUCGUCAAGAUCGGAGACUUUGGCCUGAUGCGUGCGCUGCCCAAGAACGACGACCAUUACGUGAUGCAGGAGCACCACAAGGUUCCGUUCGCGUGGUGUGCUCCAGAGAGCCUGAAGACCAGAACCUUUUCUCAUGCCAGCGAUACCUGGAUGUUUGGUGUGACGCUGUGGGAGAUGUUCAGUCACGGACAGGAGCCGUGGCUCGGCCUCAACGGCAGUCAGAUCCUCCAUAAGAUCGAUAAGGAGGGCGAGCGGCUGGUCAAACCCGAGGACUGUCCUCAGGAUAUCUACAACGUCAUGCUGCAGAGCUGGUCUCCGAAACCCGAGGACAGACCGACGUUCAUGGCUCUGAGAGACUUUCUUAUGGAGACGAUGCCUACAGACAUGAGAGCUCUGCAGGACUUUGAUGAACCAGACAAGCUGAAGAUCCACGCCAACGACGUCAUCACUAUCAUCGAGGGCAGAGCAGAGAACUACUGGUGGCGAGGUCAGAACCGUCAAACUCUGAAGGUGGGUCAGUUCCCCAGGAACGUGGUGACGUCUGUAGCUGGACUUUCAGCCCAUGACAUCAGCAGACCUCUUAAACACAGCUUCAUCCACACGGGCCACGGAGACACCGACCCUCACCGCAGCUGGGGCGCUCCGGAUAAAAUCGAUGAUAUAUACCUGGGGAACCCCAUGGACCCUCCUGAUGUUCUUGGGAUGGAUCCGAAUGCUGACAGACCCACCAAACUACCAAACCGGGCCAAAAAGCAACCUCCACCUCGUCCUCCUCAGCCGGCCAUUCUUCUCAAGAAGCCUUUCUACGACUCCGUGAUUGACGACGAUGAUGGAGACGAUGAUCUGAUUGUCACUGGACUGAAGAAGUUCUCUCUGAGAGCGCCGUCAUACCUCGGGCUACGCCUUCGUCCAUGGGAGAACUCGAACCCAGCCGAUCACCUCAGUGAGGUCUCGCUCAUCGACUUCGGAGACGAUAGCUUCAGUUCCACCUCGCCUUCCCCUAUUACAGAGACUCCUGCCUCCAGCUCCACUCUGUCUGGAGCCUCCAUCCUGGAUUACGGUCCUCCACCGAGCCCAUACCGCAGCUUGCCGAACCCUCUCCACCCGAUCCCCGUGGUGGACUGGGACUCCCGGCCGCUGCCUUCUCUCCCUGCAUAUGACGAGGUGGCUUUAGAGCGUGAGGAGCAAGAGGAUGUGGAGGUCAGUUCCAUAAACGCAGCAAAGACCGCCAAUCCAGACCAGCAAAAUUACGCCACUGUUGAAGGAGAUUUAGAUCCCAAGUGCAAAGUGGAAGACGAUCUGUUUGUUCUGUCCAAACCCGCCGUGGAAAACCGCUCUACCUCGCAGUCGGCCGAUAUCUUCAAGGAGUUACAGAGGGAGGUCAUGGCGAAGCUGCGUGUACCAGUGACGGCGCAAUCGAUGCCUUCAUCACCCCUCUUACCACACCGCCAAAUCAUCCUGCCAUCCUGCGAGGACAAGCCCCAGAUCCCGCCCAGGAUCCCCGUCCCUCCGACACGGCCUUCCAGACGGACACGUGCCAGGCUUUCUGCCUCCUUGGGUGAUGAUGAGGAGAGAUCUCAGCCUCCUCAGAUCCCUCCGAGAGACCACGCCAUGUCCCAGCCCAGCUCGCGAUCCCCCAGUCCCAUGAUCUCCACUCAGCAGAGACCAAUUCUGUGCUGUGUCGGUUCUCUGGGUUCCUGCCUCUCCCCUUCAUCGUACUCCUACGCUCCAUCCACUGCCCCUUCAAAGCUCAUUCUCAGCCCCAGUCGAGUCAACUAUAACUCCCAGAAUGCCAAUUCCUCCACCAGUAUGGACCAGACUCGAGCCAAGAGCCCCUGCAACAUGCCAGUCCUGAGCGACACCACCAGGGCCAGCGGCACUCAGUACUACCUGCUUCCUGACAGACCGACAUAUCUCGACAGAUAUGACAAGUCUGUGAAAGAUUCCGAACAAAACAAAGAGCGACGGACGAACAUGGCCACGGUCAGACCCAUGAUGCAGCAGCAGGUCAACAGCAGCAGCUCUACGAGCUCGACAGUGCUCAACACGUACAGCAGUGUGAAACAGGUACAGGAGGCGGUCCAUGGAGUGACGGUGGAGGAAUGUCAGACAGCGCUCCAGAGCCACGGGUGGAAUGUCCAGAAGGCCAUUGAGUACCUGAAGGUAGAGCAGCUGUUCCGUCUAGGUCUGAAGACUCGGCCUGAGUGUGUAGAAGUUCUUCAGAGGUGCAGCUGGAACCUGGAGCGAGCGAGCACUCAGAUGCUGGACUCAUACGGUCCAUCCAGACAAAGAUACUAAACCCACAAACCCAGUGGACACAGCACCCCCUUCUGUCCACUGAGAACCACGUGAUAUUCAUCUAAACCAUCUUCUUUGUUGACUGUUUCCUGAAUCGUUACUGCGUCUGGCCGGGAAACAAGCUAACGGGCUGACUUUGAAGAAUAUAGUUUUUAUUUUUUGAGAAUGUGGAGAAUGUUUUGUGGCUGUUGCUGCUCAGCUUUCGGAGCUUGGUGUUAAUUUAGCGCUGUGCUUCAAGCAGAUACUGCACUAAAUCUUUCUAUUUAAGACCUUCAUGUGUUAAGUUGUGUUUUAUAAUUAUGGAUGUGUGAAACUAAGAUGUCCAAUCAAAUGGCUCACUUUUAUUAUAUAUAUUUAUUCAUUUUGAAUAUGUGAAAUAUUUCUGAUCAUUUAUUCGGAUUAUUUUUUUGAUGAAACAGGAACCUCAUUCUGAAUGUCUGAAUAUUAUUCAUUAAUGCAGUCGUGGUAUAUGUAGAAGUUUUGUCCAUCGUUUUAAGUUUUUUAUUUAAUGUGCCAUAGAUGAUGGUGUUCAAAUACAAUUCUGUGUCCUUUUAUUUCUUAAUUUGUUUAUUCAUUUUUUCAUUUGUUUAUCAGGCUACCAAAGAUGUGUACAGAUUGUUGACUGUGGUGUCGGGCUUCAGUUUUUCAGCUCAGGCUUCCUUCAUAAACAUUUCAUAGAUUCCACUUAAAAGACUGCACAUGAACAAAAAUAGUCAGGUUUAUAAAAGCAUGAGUAUGACAAACAGGUGUACGAUGACCAGGUGUAUGUCCAGGUGUAUGAUGAGUAGGUGUAUGAUGAUCAGGUGUAUAUGACCAGGUGUAUGAGGAUGUGACCAAACCUUCAGUCCUCUCCAUAAAUAACCUUAAAUGUUUUUAUCUUAGGCCGUUAUCAUGUCCAUGUCCUACACAGUUUUUGUGAAUGAAGCCUCUGGACCUGAUUCCCUCAUCCUUCAGUCAUUUAACUCACCUCAGCUUCAACUCAACACUGUGUGUGUGUGUGUGUGUGUGUGUGUGUAGACGAUUUCUGUAACUGUCUGGAUGAAACAAAUGCCAGCAUCAGAGAUCAUCAUUAUGGUGAAAAUGAUUCCAAACUCAACAUUCUCGUGUUCCUGUUUUACGCUUUAGUCUGCAGUUCAGCUUUUAUUGUGCUUUUAUAGGGAAAGUCUGUGUGUGUGUGUGUGUGUGUGUGUGUGUGUGUGUGUGUGCUGGUUAUUCAGGUUUACACUGUGUACAUGGCUGUGUUUAACAGCAACACUGCAGUCCUGCUUCACUGUUUCUAAUCAUCAGGAUUCUAUUUCACACUGAAGCAGUUUCCCGUUCACACUUUAUUAGAAUUCAAAUCAUUUAUCUGUAUUUUUAUAAAAAAAUAAACAUGGCAGUGAAAUAACA
Molecule: messenger RNA, 5574 nt
Organism: Hemibagrus wyckioides
Lineage: Eukaryota; Metazoa; Chordata; Actinopteri; Siluriformes; Bagridae
Gene: tnk2a
Product: tyrosine kinase, non-receptor, 2a
Exons: 17
Coding region: 1102-4185 (1027 amino acids)
Biological process (GO): regulation of keratinocyte differentiation; negative regulation of epidermal growth factor receptor signaling pathway; signal transduction
Cellular component (GO): extrinsic component of cytoplasmic side of plasma membrane
Molecular function (GO): protein serine/threonine/tyrosine kinase activity; protein tyrosine kinase activity; ATP binding
Source: RefSeq, a predicted model, not a curated record